AUGUCACAACCAGCGAUGCGUGCCACAAUUAACGUCCUGCCGAGGGCGGCAACUCGACAAUGCCUACGAUCCCUGUCCACAGCUAGCAACAUGGCUGCCAGAAGACCGACGACAUCCUGCCUUCCGAAACCACAGACACAAACCUACCAGCCAUUGGUUCAACGGAGAUUCAAGUUCAAGACAGUGGAGGAGGCAAAAAGUCGCUAUCGUUCUGGGCCAUUCUCAUGGAAGGCUGGUAUUCUCUUCCUCAUGACUGGCGCCGGGCUCCUGUUUUACUUUGAGAAGGAGAAGGAGCGCAUGCAGCGCAAGAGGAUAGCAGAGUCAACCAAGGGUGUUGGAAGGCCCAAGGUGGGCGGGCCGUUCAGCUUGAUUGACCAGAAUGGCAACACUGUUACGGACGAGGACUUGAAGGGGCGCUACUCUCUUGUCUACUUUGGAUUUACCCAUUGUCCGGAUAUCUGCCCCGAGGAGCUCGACAAGAUGGCGAGAAUGUUCGAUCUGGUAGAGGAGAAGCGUCCUGGUGUGCUGGCACCUGUAUUUGUGACAUGCGACCCCGCGCGUGACGGUCCCAAGGAGUUGAAGGAAUAUCUUGCCGAGUUCCAUCCCAAGUUUAUCGGUCUGACAGGCACAUACGACCAGAUCAAGGCCAUGUGCAAGGCCUACCGGGUUUAUUUCAGCACGCCGAACGAAGUCAAGCCAGGCCAGGAUUACCUGGUCGACCACAGCAUCUACUUCUACCUUAUGGACCCCGAGGGAGACUUUGUGGAGGCGCUCGGCAGACAGCACUCUCCCGACCAAGCAGCCAAGAUCAUCGUGGAUCAUAUGAAGGAGUGGAAGGGACCCUUGAAGAAGGCCUAG
Podospora anserina S mat+ is the source of this 858-nucleotide messenger RNA. RefSeq lists its product as uncharacterized. Lineage: Eukaryota; Fungi; Ascomycota; Sordariomycetes; Sordariales; Podosporaceae. Gene Ontology annotation, cellular component: mitochondrial inner membrane. The transcript has 3 exons. The coding region runs from base 1 to 858 and encodes 285 amino acids. The record is from RefSeq and is a predicted model, not a curated record. Gene Ontology annotation, molecular function: copper chaperone activity; copper ion binding. Gene Ontology annotation, biological process: mitochondrial respiratory chain complex IV assembly; intracellular copper ion homeostasis.